UCCACAGUGAGAAUGGUAGCUGACAACUCCUCCGUGACAGAGUUCAUCCUCGCAGGCUUAACGGACCAGCCGGGUUUCCAGAUCCCUCUCUUCUGCCUGUUUCUGGGUUUCUAUGUGGUCACUGUGGCAGGGAACCUGGGCUUGAUCACCCUGAUAGGGCUGAACUCUAACCUCCACACCCCCAUGUACUUCUUCCUCUUCAACUUGUCUUUCAUAGAUUUCUGCUAUUCUACUGUCAUCACUCCAAAAAUGCUGAUGAGUUUUGUCUCAAAGAAGAACAUCAUCUCCUACCCCGGAUGCAUGACUCAACUCUUCUUCUUUCUUUUCUUUGUUGUCUCUGAGUCCUUUAUCCUGUCUGCUAUGGCAUAUGACAGGUAUGUUGCCAUCUGUAAUCCCCUGAUGUACACAGUCACCAUGUCUCCCCAGGUGUGUUUACUCCUUUUGCUAGGAGUCUAUGUGAUGGGGUUUGCUGGGGCCAUGGCCCACACAGCAUGCAUGAUGAGACUGACCUUCUGUGCCAACAACCUUGUCAACCACUACAUGUGUGACAUCCUUCCUCUUCUAGAGCGCUCUUGCACCAGCACCUAUGUAAAUGAGCUGGUAGUGUUUAUUGUUGUGGGCGUUGAUAUUGGGGUGCCCACAGUCACCAUCUUCAUUUCUUAUGCCCUCAUACUCUCUAGCAUUCUUCGAAUCAACUCUACGGAGGGCAGGUCCAAAGCCUUUAGCACCUGCAGCUCCCAUAUAAUGGCAGUUUCUCUCUUUUUCGGGUCUGGGGCAUUCAUGUAUCUCAAACCCUCUUCUCUGUUACCUAUGAACCAGGGAAAAGUAUCCUCCCUUUUCUACACAAUUGUGGUCCCCAUGCUCAACCCAUUAAUCUAUAGCCUAAGGAAUAAAGAUGUCAAAGUUUCUCUGAAAAAAACCUUGACCAAAAAUUCACCAUCUUAA
Jaculus jaculus (lesser Egyptian jerboa) is the source of this 945-nucleotide messenger RNA. Its product is annotated as olfactory receptor 145. The record is from RefSeq and is a predicted model, not a curated record. Gene Ontology annotation, cellular component: membrane. Gene Ontology annotation, molecular function: odorant binding; G protein-coupled receptor activity; olfactory receptor activity. Gene Ontology annotation, biological process: sensory perception of smell; G protein-coupled receptor signaling pathway. The coding region runs from base 13 to 945 and encodes 310 amino acids. NCBI's taxonomy places the organism in Eukaryota, Metazoa, Chordata, Mammalia, Rodentia, Dipodidae. The transcript has a single exon.